This is a messenger RNA of Belonocnema kinseyi, 3202 nucleotides long. RefSeq names its product monocarboxylate transporter 12-like. Gene Ontology annotation, biological process: transmembrane transport. The record is from RefSeq and is a predicted model, not a curated record. The coding region runs from base 17 to 1999 and encodes 660 amino acids. Gene Ontology annotation, molecular function: monocarboxylic acid transmembrane transporter activity. The transcript has 10 exons. Lineage: Eukaryota; Metazoa; Arthropoda; Insecta; Hymenoptera; Cynipidae.
GUUCUGUGUAAAGUGAAUGGGGAUGGACACGCUCAUAUCAAGCUGGUGUUUUUCUUCGUACGUGAAAGUAUUUGAAGAUAAUAAAAUUGAAGUGCUUACUCUUUAUUUAUUAAAUUUUGAGGCACUGAGCGUCUUUAUUCCUCCAAUAAGGGAUAGGCUGAAAUUUUUGGGUAGACUUGAAGAUUUUAAGAGGUAUAGAGAGAGGCGUCUAUUGAAAAAGCACUUUGAAGCCAACUUCAAACUUGGUGAAUUUCACAAGGAAGAAGCUGUCACCUUGGGAAUUAACGAUGACAGCCUCACACUUAAAUGUCAAAAUGGCCAGACGUACGUCACUGGAUGGUUAGGAGCGAUGUCAACAGGAGUGGCGUUGCUGGUGUCACCGGUAACGAUAGCUUUUUGCAGAAGAAAAAGUACAAGACUCACAGCUGUUCUGGGUGGUCUCGUUACUGCAUUAGGGUGCCUUUUUACUUCCUUUGCUACUCAGUUCCAUCAACUUUUCUUCAGCUAUGGAACAGUCGUUGGCGUAGGAGUCGGUAUAACGAGAGACUGCAGCACAUUGAUGGUGGCUCAGUACUUCAAAAGAAGAAGAGAAUUUGUUGAAAUUUUCAUCGUGUCUGGCAGUGGUUUAGGGAUUGCAAUAAUGUCAGCAUUCAUCAAAGGAGCUAUUAGCAAAAUAGGUUGGCGACUUGGUUUGCAGGCUGUAACAGGGGUAGUGUUUCUGACUUUCAUUCUGGGUACAUUUUAUCGAAGUGCAUCUUUAUACCAUCCACAACGGCGAGCAAUUCUACACUUGAAGAAUCAGAAAAGGAAGAUAAAGGACAAAAAUAAAACAGACGACAAACCUCCCUUCUUUGAUUUCAGUACCCUCAAAAGCAAAACCGUUAGAAUACUCUUAGUAUCUACUGGAAUAUCCGCAUUUGGUAUCAACACACCAAUAUUUUAUCUUGCUCAUCAAGCAGAAGAAGAGGGUUUAGGUGAUACUGUAAUUUUAUUGCAAACUUAUCUCGGUUUGGCUUGGACACUAGGAUGUGUAACAUUUGGUCUUCUAGUUGUCCAUCAUAACGUAGAGUGCAGAAUAGCGAGACAAUACUUGACCCAGGCUGCUGUUUUUAUGUGUGGAUUAUGCAUUCUAGCCCUCACUACUGUUCACGGAAAUUAUCAUGGAUACGUCAUGUUUACGUGGAUUUAUGGAAUAUUUUGUGGAGGUUAUCAUUACAGUUUGAAAAUGUAUACCUACGAACGAGUACGUGCAAGAAAUUUUGCUAAAACCUGGGGAUUUGUUCAGUGUUCGCAGGCGAUACCAAUUGCGAUUGGAGUUCCUAUCUCAGGAUACAUAAACGUCGGAUGUGGUGGAAAGGCAGGAUACUACUUCAGUUCGACUUGCGUUCUAGUCGGUAGCUUUACUCUUUUUUUCAUAGACCUGCAUCGAAGGAACUUAUCUAGACAUAAGCACACACGGGAAAAUGGCACAAAGCACUUGUGUGUCAAUGAUACAUGUCCUCAAAGAAAAAGAUUAUCAUUUAGUCAGGAACCAGAAAAUGAAGGAGUUGCUGCUGGAGCUGCUUCAGCUGCUUUAGUUCUUGGCGCAGAAUUAGCACCGGCACCAGGCGAAUUGAUAGAUGCCCUCGGAGUGGACAAACCAGAACUGACCUGCAUAUCCGAAGAGGGAAUAGCCGAUAUGGACCUUCCUGAUAACAUUCUUGACGACCUGGAUUACAUCGGAGAUUGUAUAACAUCCUGCAACAAGGUUGAAAAUUACCUAAUGCUUUCUGAGUUUGAGAAUAAUCUAAUCGCUGAGAUGCCUAUCAUCAUGGAUCGCAAGGGGCGUCGAUGGUCUCUUGCAAAAUCCAAAAGUCCAUUAGCCGCAAGUCCAAGUGACGCGGGCGGUCAACCCAGCCAACCGGCAUCAGAAGAAGAGGAAGCGAAACCAAAGUGGCGACUAAUGUCCGUGCCACCCUCUAACAGAGGAAUUACAGUUAUAGAUGAAGCCAGCGCUUAAUACAAAACAAAACUAGUACCCUAAAUAUUAAUAUUAUUUAUUUCAAUUCUUAAGUAACCUAAUUUAUUUUUCUGUUAAUGACAAGCUUUGUUAUAAACCGCAUAUUUUAAGAUUAAUAUGUCGAUAAAAGUCAACACAGGUGAAAAUUGUAAUAACAUCUCAGUACUUCAAAAAUCCUUAAUGCUGGCUAUAUUCUGUACUGGGCUAAUAUUGGCAAAUAACUUGCGCAGUACGAGGCCAGUAGUAGAACUGGCCUGGUAUCCAGAUAGUUAUGUAAAAAAUAGUGGAAAAUGCUUUUAUUUUAGUGGGCCAGUACCAUCUCACGGCAAUAAGAAGUACGGUUCCAGUACCGUUGACAUUGCUAGCCUUGUAACGCAAUAGUAUUUAGCCAGUAGUGUUUAGGAAGAGAACAUAGUUUCAUCGGGGGGUUUACCAAUGCUGGGCCAGUACCGUUGAUAGUCUGGCAGAAUACGGCGCCAGAAGUAAAAUUUCACCUUGGAAGUUUUAUGUGAAGAAUUUUGUAUAAAGAGUAUGCCACCAAAGGGAAAUAAGAGCCAUAAAAACGAUUUAAAGGAAAGAAAAACCAGUUUCAAAAAAUCUAAUUUUCAACUUUAACAAAACUCGAACCCAAUAUAUCGUAAUGCUGACUUGAGGCGUAAAAAUUUAAUUGGAAAAAGUCAUUAUGAUGACGGCUUCUCGACUUUGGAAAUAUAUUGAAAAUGUAAUUUUUAAUUUACGAAUGAAUAAGAACUUUUUAUUCUAGAUAAUCUAUAUAUUUAACUGUAGAGUUUAUUACCUAAAAAAUGUAUUUAAGAAUUUUUGAGGUAAUAGUCUCGUUUACGAAAAAAUGGCGCUUACACCCUUUCGUUGCGCUACUUCCACAUAUGUGAACCAUGCUGUAAUUUAUAUAUUUCUAUACCUGACUUUCCAUUUUAAAUAUACAAAGUGUUAGGAAAAUUUGAAAUGCGCAUAUAUCAUAAAAAAAUAUUAUAGAUUUAUUAAUUUCUGACAAAAUGCCAAAAUUGUCGGUUUUUAUCAUCAAAAUCAUAUCAGUUUUGAAAAAGAUUAAUGACAAUUUUUGGUCUGUUUGUGAAUAUACGCUUUUUGUGAUAAAGUGGUCAUUGUUAAUAUCAUUAAACAUUACAACUAUUACUAUCAAGUAGAACAUUUUAUUUUUAAAAACUUCAAACGUUAUUUAUUAAU